Molecule: messenger RNA, 1143 nt
Organism: Striga asiatica
Lineage: Eukaryota; Viridiplantae; Streptophyta; Magnoliopsida; Lamiales; Orobanchaceae
Source: the annotation of a GenBank genome assembly
AUGGGGAAGUUAGCUACAUUCUCAAAGCCACUCAUCUUCCAAUCCAAGCUCCUCUGUUUCUCUCUCAUCUACCUCUUCUCCGCCCUCUCCUUGGCCGUCUACUUCACCUUCUCCGCCACCAAAUGCGUUUUCCGGUGGUCGCCUUCCGAACCUUUUCAGGCCCCACUCUUCUUAUAUCCAUCCUCUUAUGGAGAACACAAACACGCCAUACCCACCACUCGAAACUCCUGCAACUCCCCUGUUUAUUUCUCAGAUAGAAUUUCCAUGGAAAAAUGCCGCGGACUAGUGGUGGCUUCCGCCAUAUUCAACGAUCACGACAAAAUCCGACAACCGAAAGGUCUCGGGUCGAAAACCCUAGACCACACGUGCUUCUUCAUGUUUGUCGAUGAUGCCACUCUGAACCGACUUCACUAUCACAAAAUGAUCACAAAAACAUCGAAAGCAUUCAAAAUCGGCGCUUGGAGGAUCGUUAAUGUCUCGAGCGAGCUCUUGUACGAAAGUCCUGCCAUGAAUGGGAUCAUACCUAAGUACCUAAUCCACCGGCUAUUUCCGAAUUCAAAGUAUAGCGUGUGGGUCGAUGCGAAGAUGCAAUUGGUAGUUGACCCGUUUUUGUUGAUUCAUUCGCUCGUUGUGGAGGAGAAUGCUGACAUGGCUAUCUCGAGACAUCCUUAUUUUUCGCACACGAUGGAGGAGGCAAUGGCGACCGCUAGGUGGAAAAAAUGGUGGGAUGUGAACGGGUUGAAGGUCCAAAUGGAGACUUAUUGCGAAAACGGGUUGACCCCAUGGAGCCCGAAUAAGACCUACCCCACAGAUGUGCCAGACAGUGCAAUUAUACUUAGAAAACACACAAUGCCAACCAACCUUUUCUCAUGCCUAUUGUUUAAUGAACUUGAAGCCUUCAACCCAAGAGAUCAACUCCCCUUUGCAUUUGUGAGGGACAAAAUUAUCCCAAAACUUAAACUCAACAUGUUCGAGGUUGAGGUAUUUGAACACGUGGCAGUAGAAUACAGGCACAAUAUUGUGCCGGGCUGGGCUGGAUCGGGCCCCAGGACCAAGAUGGCCAGCCCAGACUUGUUUGGCAACACAAGUUGUGGCAAAUGUGAGGGCUAUCUUUUAGGUAUGUGGGGUGAGUCCCAUGAUUGA